GGUAUUUAUUCAUUUCCAUUUCGUUUUCAGAUUAGAGAUAUUAUGGCACGCCACUGCCGUGUUUAUAUGAUUUCGUCUAAUGUAUCCCGCACGGUUUGUGGAUCCUGCGGACCAAACAUUACGACCGUGGCUCCAUGUUCGCCUCAAGCGAGGAUUAACACCCCUGGACGCUGACUGGCAAAACACAGCUUGGGUUUAAUCAGUCACCGCUGCUGUACUCGUUUUAAUGUAGACUCAUACUGUCGUGUUUACUAAUACAGCAGGAUCAACAGCAGCAGCAGCAGCAGCAGCAGGAGGAGCGAAGGACUCUGGCCAGUGGAAAGGCAUGGAUGAAAGAUCAUGUGUGCCCCCCAGCUAAAGGCCUCUGUCACCUGACCUUUGCAUCCCACCAGUCCCUCUGUGAGCAUGUAUCGCAGGAACGGGCUCUCAGAUGGCACCAGCAUCAAUUCAGUCACCUCAGAGGCCAGCAGCAGCUCUGAUUCUCUGGAUGGACCUUGUUUGGACUAUGCCAAGAGCUACAAUGCAGUUAUCUUUGAUGUGCUGAAGGUGACGCCUGAAGAGUUUGCUAGUCAAAUCACUCUAAUGGAUGCUCCUGUCUUUAAAGCGAUACAACCAGAGGAGCUGGCCAGCUGUGGAUGGAAUGGGAAAGAGAAACACAGUUUGGCCCCCAAUGUGGUAGCAUUCACACGCAGGUUCAACCAGGUGAGCUUUUGGCUGGUUAGAGAAAUCCUAACUGCCCAGACAUUGAAAAUCCGAGCAGCAAUACUGAGCCAUUUUGUCAAAAUAGCAAAGAAACUGCUGGAGUUCAACAACCUUCAUUCUCUGGUGUCAGUGGUGUCUGCUCUGCAGAGUGCUCCCAUCUUCAGACUCAGCAAAACCUGGGCGUUGAUCAGUCGGAAAGACAAGGCCACAUUUGAGAAGCUAAACUGUUUGACAUCCAAGGAGGAGAACUACACCCGCAUGAGAGAAUACAUCCGCUCCCUGAAGAUGGUGCCCUGCAUUCCGUACCUUGGGAUCUACCUGUUGGACAUGAUCUACAUCGACUCAGCCUAUCCUGCAUCAGACAGUAUCAUAGAGACAGAGCAGCGGACCAAUCAGAUGAACAACCUUCUGAGGAUCAUCUCUGACAUGCAGAUGUCAUGUAACUAUGAUCAUCUUGUGACCCUGCCGCAUGUCCAGAAGUAUCUCUUGUCAGUCCGCUACAUAGAAGAACUACAGAAGUUUGUAGAAGAUGACAACUUCAAGCUGUCUCUGAAGAUUGAACCUGGCAAUAGUUCCCCUCGCAUUGCUUCUUCUAAAGAAGACCUGGCAGGUCUGUCAGAGGUAUCGGCCUCUAUGAGGUAUAACCGACGGCCUACCUGUCCUGAUGCCUCUGUCGGGGUCCGCAUCCCCACCCCCCCUCCCUCCCACCACAGGAAGAGCUAUAGUUUGGGAAACAAUAUGAUGUGUCAAUAUGGCAUGUCGGAGAGCAGGAGUGCCACGUUUCCCAUAGAGAAAGCACGACACCUGCUGGAUGACAGCUUCUUAGAGUCUCAGAGUCCUGUCAGAAAUGAUCCACACAGUACAUCAGUGUCUAAUGGCCUGUCAUUAGGCAGCAGUGAACGUUCUUUUGGGGAGGAGCUGUCACUUGGAAUGGAGAGGGGCCGCAUGUACGCAACACUGGGCCCCAACUGGAGAGUCCCACUUCGCAACUCCCCCCAGAGCCGCAGCUAUGUUUACAGCCCCUCUGCUGCCAACCCCUACUACGGAUUGAGCGAGGGUGGCAGGGUAAUCAUUGAAGGGCCCCUGCGAAGGAAAACGCUACUGAAGGAGGGACGGAAACCCAAGUUGGCAUCAUGGACCAGAUUUUGGAUCAGUCUGUCUGGUUCAACACUGAUAUUUUAUGGUGCAAAAGCACUGAGAGCAUCUGAGAGGAAGCAUUACAAGUCCAGCCCCUGUAAGAAGGUGUGUGUAACUGGUUGGAUGGUGGUGCUGCCAGAUGACCCAGCCAGACCCAAUAUUUUCCAGCUCAAUGACCCAGAUAAAGGCAAUGUUUACAAGUUCCAGACAGGAUCCAGAUUUUCAGCGAUUAUCUGGCACAAAAACCUGGAAGAAGCUUGCAGGAGCAGUAGACCUCAGAUACCAGCAAACCUCAUGUCAUUUGAAUGAGAGCAGACCUUACUUGGGACAUUAUUGUGCCAAACACAUUUGUUUGGGAAGCAUAAACUAAAUGAUGGAAUACAAUGAUAUAUAUUGGUAUCUACUGAAAUGGGACAGUCAAGAAGCAUCUGACACUGUAGAAGCUCCCUGACACCUGCUGUCUUCUUCACUGUGACUGUGUAAUGUAAAUUCUUAAAAAAAAAAAUUUUUUUUUAGUGAGUGGAAGACUUUGGUGAGGUUACCCCUUUGUUUUUUUUUCUCUAACUUUCCUUGUUCCCUGUCAUUCAUUAUGCUACUAUGUACAUGUGAGUAAGCAAAUUGUUUUUGGCCCAUGUUGGGUUUCUGUUUGGGUGAAAAGUUGCAUCAGUGCAUAAAUUUAGGCAUCUGUUAGCUGACUGAUGUUGAUCUUUGCUUUGCAGAUCAGGCUGAUAUGCCCUUCAAAUGAAGAUGCCCCUGUUGUUCAGUGAUUAAAUUUAUGAAACUGCUGUUGUAAGGCAACUAAGACUAAAUGAACGCUUACUUGUUUUGUUGUAAAUAGGGUAAAACAUUUAGGUUUUUCUGCAUUUCAACAUUAUACCGAGGUGGGAGAGAGGGCAUCAACGUCAGUGCGCAUGCCGACUCAUGAUCUUGGAGCUAUCCGGAAAGUAUUGAGGAUGAAAAAUAUGAUCACAGUUGAAGGUCAUGCUGUGUUGCAGCAAAAAGGACAGACGGUGACAGCCCUGUAACAUACAGCUGGACUGGAAUUUGUUCCAAAAUAAGACACUUUGUAAUCGAGAAAAAUACAAAAAAAAUUGGAGCCAUGAUUUUCACUUUAAGCCCUGGUGUUGGUCAAAUGAGGAAGCGCCUCUGGAUCAGUUCACCUUUUGAUUCCUUGCUACCUCAGUUGGUAGGCCUCUUGUAAAAGGUGUUUGCAGAUGUACAUACUGAGGUUUACAAAUAGCACCGAUUACUAUUUUCUACAGAACAAAUCAAACUUUGUCCAACACCAUGGAAAUGGUACUGAACAAGGUGACGGCUACAAUCAAUAAUGGGGAAAAACAGUCAGCCAAGGCAGCUGGCUGAGUGAAUUUAAAGCAAUUUACAAUGAGGUACCAAACUAUCAACAAUUGUUUGUGUAAAUACUGUAUUUAUGUGUAAAAGAGCUUAUUUUUGACAAUUGGCCAUCAAAGGUAAACAGUAUGAUUGACUAUCUUUGAUCACCAGCAGCAGGAAGCUGCUCCUCAGAGAGACUGUUGGUGGGAAGCCACCCUAAAACUUGGUUUGACUCCUGAUCUCACACUGAAGGAUGCUGGGAUAAGGGAAGACUCCAUCAGCAUUAUUACAUAAUGUGCUUCACAAGCAAAAUGUUAUGUUGAACUUAAAGGAUAAUUCUGCUUUAUUACAACUUGUAUCUUAUUCACAUAUGGUUGCCCUUCUCCAGAGUAAUUUCAGACAUGCACCGCAAACAUCACUGAUGUUUGAUUUUGAUUGAUUUGAUUUGAUUUAUUCUUUCAAACAUGUAACGACAGUCAAUAUGUCAACACACAUAA
Molecule: messenger RNA, 3668 nt
Organism: Monopterus albus (swamp eel)
Lineage: Eukaryota; Metazoa; Chordata; Actinopteri; Synbranchiformes; Synbranchidae
Product: ras-specific guanine nucleotide-releasing factor RalGPS1
Exons: 20
Coding region: 406-2148 (580 amino acids)
Biological process (GO): Ras protein signal transduction
Cellular component (GO): plasma membrane
Molecular function (GO): guanyl-nucleotide exchange factor activity
Source: RefSeq, a predicted model, not a curated record